Orbilia oligospora ATCC 24927 is the source of this 969-nucleotide messenger RNA. RefSeq lists its product as uncharacterized. The transcript has 3 exons. NCBI's taxonomy places the organism in Eukaryota, Fungi, Ascomycota, Orbiliomycetes, Orbiliales, Orbiliaceae. The record is from RefSeq and is a predicted model, not a curated record. Bases 1 to 969 code for a protein of 322 amino acids.
AUGUUGAGGUCAUCCACCGCCAAAGUCUGGCUCGAGAAGUGUACAGACCCACCCGGCUCCAAAACCAAAGGCCCCCCCACCAGAGGCAGCAAAUACAAAAAGACUGCCAUCUACUUACCCUCCAAGUCAACCCAACGUUCCUCUCCAUCUACCCAUCCAAAACCCAUAACCUUCAAGACCAACGAAGCAUUCGUCGAAUCCUCCCCGGAGACCUACUACCGUAUCAAACUCUCAAUUCCAAGACAUCUCAAAUCCUACUGCGUCCAAAUCAUCAUCGAUGGAGUAGAACAAAACACCUACGUCGAGACUUCACGAUACUUCCGUACCGUCAAGUACCCCAUCUCGGCGAGAAGGACUAGAAAAUACACAUACCGUCAUUUCCAAUUUUCAAAGCUUUCGGUGAAAGACUCCGCCCCCGGUGUUGGGGAUUACGUAUUCAAUGAUUCGCAACAUUGUGAAAAUGGAUAUAUGGGUUGUUUUAAAGCCUCCGGGGAUAUAAAGUUGAUCGAUUAUAUGGUUGGGAAAAAGGCCGUGGGGACUAUUAGGGUCAACUUUUAUAAAAUCAAGAAAUGUAGGAAGAUGACUCCUGAUGAAAAUAAAAAGGUGGAUGGGAGGGACGAUGGGGAUGGGGAAUGGGUUCCUUGUCAGGCUGUGGAUAAUAUUGGGGCUUUGAAGCUGGGAGCUGGGGUGGAGAAUGUUACUACACUUGGACCUGAAGUCAGAGGUACUGAACCUGGUGUGUGGUAUCAUGUACAACUUGGUACCUGGCAUCCCUUCGAGACAUUUGUUUUCAAGUACCGCCCGCACAGCGUUCUCAAAGAAAACAACCUUCUAGUUGUGAAACCCACUCGCUUCCAAAAGUUUACGAAGUUCAUCAAAAAGAUCUUUUCAUUUUCGAAAAAGUCAAAGAAAUCGAAUGAGUUGGAAGGGUCGGAUGAAAAGUUCAAUGAAAAAGUUAUAUCAAUUUAA